This is a messenger RNA of Microstroma glucosiphilum, 1167 nucleotides long. RefSeq lists its product as hypothetical. Bases 1 to 1167 code for a protein of 388 amino acids. NCBI's taxonomy places the organism in Eukaryota, Fungi, Basidiomycota, Exobasidiomycetes, Microstromatales, Microstromataceae. The transcript has 4 exons. The record is from RefSeq and is a predicted model, not a curated record.
AUGUCUACAUUCUCUACCCUCCUAAGCAUCGUGGCUGUCGCCUUGAUGGCGUCCUCAUGCAACGGUCAAUUCACCGUCGCCAGGCGUGCUCCCACACCUGCCAAGCCAGUCUUGCUCGCUAGCCGAGACGGACCUAUAGCGGCUGUAGAGGAGCGCGAAGGCGUCUACACCCUUCCCUUGGUUCUGACGGCCGGCCUCGAGACCAAUUCAAGCUUGGCUCGCCGAGGAAGCACCGAGACUGUUCCUUUUGACUUCUCCACCUUGUCGGUACAAGUCGCCAUUAAUGGCAAGCCCUACACGUACGCGCUCCAGACUGGUACCGAUAUUACCACAGGGUACAAUGUGCAAGCCGCUUCAGGAGCGUGGACUCCGAACAAGGACCCACACACGAAGCUCAACGGCCCUCCCUCAGCUAACGACUACCACUCCCUCGCUCAAGAGGUCACCGUAGGCAGCUUCUCCCUCGGCAAGACCACUUUGAAGAACUUCAACAUGGUCUACGAAAGCGAGCCAAACAAGGGCGGCAGAGGUCCCGUCGGUGACCUCGGCUUUGGCCUCAGGGGCCCCACCUUCAAUGGAAAGCCAGAGAGCUCGACUAACUUUUUGGAGCAAGUGGCCAAAGCUGGUCUUUGGGCCAAGCCCAUCUUCUCCAUUGCCAUGAGGCAUGGCUCUGCCAGCCAGCUUGUCUUGGGCGCGGAGAUCCCCAGCCCCAAUCCGGCUAUCCCGACGGCCUGGUCAUCCAGUCAGAAGACUCACUGGGCUCUUACAGCGACCAUCGGUGGCCACACGGGACUAGCUGACUUUGUCACCACCAGUCCUUGGAUCACUGUACCUCCUCAGGUGGCUGAGGAUCUGAUCAAAAAGGCGGGCUUGACGGCUGACAACGAUGGUCGUGGUAACAUCGUCGCUAAAUUCGACUGCUCCAAGAGGCCUCAAGCGGACUUGACCAUCGACUUCGAAGGAGGUCGACUACAGAUCCCAUCACGCAUGACUGCUAUCCCAAAAGCUAAUCCCAAGGAGUGCUUGUAUGUUGUCAGGGGAACCGAGCAGGGACCUUACCCCACGCCCUUCUCUUUGGGAUUGCCCGUCUUCGCUUCGUACAAUGUAAUGUUCGGCUUUUCUCCAGGAUCCCCCAAGAUCGGCUUCGGCGUACGCGACUGGGCGUAG